GAGCUGCGCGUCGUGACUCUGGAGGCGCCCACGGUGUUUUGUCGAGCUGGACUCUCAGUCACAGGCGCAUCCUGCCUCUAUCUCUCCACGACUGAAGAGUCACUUCAUCCACAGGGGGAGGGAGCUAAGAGCCUGGCAAAAAGGAAGGAGGGAAGCAAAGAAGUCAAGGGACACUUUUUAAUGGAGCAGCAACACGUGGACCUUGGUUUAGUCUUCUUUUGGAUUCGAUCUUCAUUUAUUACCUACUGACCAUCAAGUUUCCAUCGAGCCUGGGUCGUGUUGUUUCUUUCUGUACAGAUUAAUUCAUGUUUAUAUUAUAUUUAUAUAUAUAUUAUAUAUAUAUAUGUUUAGCAAAGUCUGAGUCGUCGUGCUGUCUUAUGUGCGGUGUUGGGAUCACUGUGCUACAUUUCCCCAUCUGAUUGGGGAAAAGGCUGUAGGGAAAGGAAAAAAAUGGAAAGACUCAAAACGACGAGUUCACAGACGGGAUGGAAACUUUUAAGGGAGUCGCUGCUUCUGUGCCUUUUUGCCGGCCAUGGAGGGGCUCAGUGCAGUGGCUGUGUUGAGUACUGCUGCGAUGGAGUGCCUCCCUUCUGCUGCUCAUACUAUGCCUACAUGGGGGAUGUACUCUCGGGAACGGCUAUUUCAGGGAUCGUGUUUGGAGUAGUCUUUCUGAUGGGAGCUGUGGCAGCCAUAUUUUUGUGCAUUUGCAUGUGCUUGAAGAAUGGCCGUGGAGCCAGAGUGGGCGUCUUCAACACAUCAUACAUCAACACAGUGACUCAGGGCUAUCCAGGACCACCACCUCCCUACAGCUUUGACUAUGAAAUGUAUCCCCCAGAUCUUCAACCUCCUCCAUAUACCCCAAGGCCUCCAAGAACAGCAAACUACUCCCCACCCCCACCUUACCCCGGCUACAAUCAAAAAUAAACGUUCGUUAUGCCCACACUUGAGAAGUGGGUUGGAAAACGCUACUUAUGAUAUACAGAGCUGCAUUGGACAGAAUGACAAUGUUACAAAAUAUUAAAAGUUGCCUCUGGUACAUUGUGAGUAAGAAAAAUAACUGAACUCUGGGAUAUUGUGUCUGCAUCCUGUACAUUCUUAUGGCCCAAGGCCUUUUUUAAUACGAUUUAUAUUAAUGGGGAUGUGGAUCAUUCCCAGUGUUUGUAUACGUUGACUUUUUUAAAUGGUUUGUGUGUACAUUUGAAGGAAUAUGCAGGUGGUCUAUGGACACUUGGAUUACUCUCUGACACAAAAUGUAGAAGCAAUGUCAUGGAUAAAGCCAUGCUCUGUUUUGGGAUUAUGACUCGAAGAACAGUUGUAUCUAUUUCAUGAUGAGCCAUAUUGUUCACAUGCAGGACUUUGUACUUUAAUAUGUGAAUAGAAACCAGAUGAUAUUGAUGUCAAAAGAGUAUAAGCCUGUGAAAUUCAAUGAAUACAAUGACUGUGAGGAAGUAGCGGCUCAGUGGUUAAGGAUUUGUUCUACUGAUCAGAAAAAUGAGCAAGGCCCUUAACCCUCAACUUUUCAGUUGUAUCUUGUCUCAAAUGUAAGUCGCUUUGGAUGAAAGCGUCAGCCAAUUAGCAAAAUGUGACAAAUGUAAUUGAUUGAGUGGUGUGCUCAUAAAGAGAAUAGAAAACAAAUGAACUUUUUGUUAAACUCAUUGGGCUACAUAAAUAUACAAUGAUGUCAGGAGUAUUGGCACCCAUAGUAAUAAAAAUGGUUUUGUUGUUUAUCUUAAACUGAACAUAUGAGAGAAAUAUAAUCUUUCAUGUCAGGUAAGAUAAUUUAAAGAAAAAGAAUAAACACCCUUUAAAUCUGCGUGAACAGAAUGUAUUUUCCAUGUAUUCUCAUUCGUGUUUAAAUGCUAAGCAUUUCAUCCGAUACGCCUUUGUGGAUGGACGGUUGUGUUUGUGGGGGUUACCAAUGUGACUAUGUAUUUCCAGAUUCGAUGCCGAGAUGCCUCAGCACUCAUGGAUGAAUCAUGUCCUUCUGACACAAACGGUUGUUUUUUUUGUUUUUGGUUGCAUUUCAGCACCAAUGUGGCCUGCACUGUAUCCUGCUUAACUCCAUCCAUCAACUAUUGUGAUUUCUGCAACCCAACUUAAUAUGUUUAGUUUGCAAAUGAAUUGGCUACUAAUUUUCCCCGAGCUCUUCACUUCAUUGCUCUGUUGCAUUGUUGCUAGCAGCUAUGCCCAUUGCCUUCUCUACUUCUGAUUCAGUAAAAGCACUC
Messenger RNA from Ictalurus punctatus (channel catfish), 2225 nucleotides. RefSeq names its product cysteine/tyrosine-rich 1 (gene cyyr1). Bases 451 to 924 code for a protein of 157 amino acids. NCBI's taxonomy places the organism in Eukaryota, Metazoa, Chordata, Actinopteri, Siluriformes, Ictaluridae. The record is from RefSeq and is a predicted model, not a curated record. The transcript has 4 exons.